AUGGCGUGGAAAAGCCUGCUUACCAAGAACCUGCAGGAGCUAAGAGACUUCAUCUUUGGGAGCUACAAGGACCUGAAGAAGGCCAAUCCCAACUUCCCCAUCCUGAUCCGUGAGGCUUCUGGAGUGGAGGCCAAGCUCAUUGCACGAUACGACCUGGGGGUAGAGAAGACGGUGAGCAUUGACGGUCUUCCAGCCGCUGACAUCAGCAAGCAGCUAGAAGCAUUGGUGACAAAGGCAUAG
Messenger RNA from Auxenochlorella protothecoides, 240 nucleotides. Its product is annotated as NADH dehydrogenase [ubiquinone] 1 alpha subcomplex subunit 2. The transcript is spliced from 3 exons. The coding region runs from base 1 to 240 and encodes 79 amino acids. The record is from RefSeq and is a predicted model, not a curated record. Lineage: Eukaryota; Viridiplantae; Chlorophyta; Trebouxiophyceae; Chlorellales; Chlorellaceae.